Arachis ipaensis is the source of this 2193-nucleotide messenger RNA. Its product is annotated as delta(8)-fatty-acid desaturase 1. Lineage: Eukaryota; Viridiplantae; Streptophyta; Magnoliopsida; Fabales; Fabaceae. The record is from RefSeq and is a predicted model, not a curated record. Gene Ontology annotation, molecular function: oxidoreductase activity, acting on paired donors, with oxidation of a pair of donors resulting in the reduction of molecular oxygen to two molecules of water. Gene Ontology annotation, cellular component: membrane. Gene Ontology annotation, biological process: lipid metabolic process.
AGUUUAUGUCACAUUUAAAUUAUUCGUGAAAUUCAUUUUUGUUUUACUGUCAUAGACGAGUAAUACAUGGUUAUAGUGUGAUAAAUUUUAUAGUAUAGUGUUAAAUACACAUUACAAAAGUUCAAUUUGUAUAUGUGUAUUAAAUCAAAUUUAUCAAACCAAGGAAGAGUGGAAAGAAUAUUAGGCUGAGGUUCAGACAAAUGAUGGGCCUAUAUAUAACAAUGUUAUUUGUGGGCGCAAGAUAUUUCCAGUGUAAUGUGUGGCUGAAGCAUCUCUAUGUGGCAUCUUCUGAAAGCUUGAAUUAGAUAAAUGUAAUACGGUUCAUUUUUUAUUGGCUGAGGUUCAUUUUUUACCUCCAUUCCAUUGUGGCGAAACUUCCUUGCUUUUCAGGUGACACCGUAUUACAUUUAUUGGCUAUGCUACACAACAUACAAAAUAACAUUUCUCUUUUAAUGAAAUUCUUAAGUACUAUUGGUUGGAAUCAUUUUGAGGAGUGGUAGCUGGCACUUUUCAUUGCAUUCCCACCUCUCUUGUAUUCUCUAUUCUAUCCAAUCCAAACUCCAAUCCUCGUUGGCUACAUAGCAUUCAUAAUCACACACACACACACACACACACACACACAUUACGAAUGGCUGGUGAGGUAAAAUCCACCAGAAAGUGCAGCAUUUCACUUGAAGAACUCAGCAAACACAACAAGAUAGAGGAUCUUUGGAUCUCAAUCCAUGGAAAGAUCUACAAUGUAACCAACUGGGCCAAACACCACCCUGGAGGUGACCUUCCAUUGCUUAACCUCGCCGGCCAAGACGCCACAGACGCGUUCCUCGCCUACCAUCCCCUUGCAGCCUCCCAACACCUUCACAACUUCUUCACAGGGUACUAUCUCCAAGAUUACGCCAUCUCCCAGGUCUCUGGAGACUAUAGGAAGCUCUUGUCCCACUUCACAGCAAUGGGGAUGUUUGAUACCAAGGGACACACCGUCUUCUUCACAAUGCUGCUCAUGGCAGUGCUAUUCUGUUCCAGUGUUUAUGGCGUGUUCUGUUCUAGCAGCCCUUUGGUGCAUGUCUGUUGUGGUGGCCUAAUGGGAUUCUUUUGGAUUCAGAGUGGUUGGAUUGGACAUGAUUCCGGCCACUACCAGGUCAUGACGACGCAGCGUUUCAACCGUUUCGCGCAAAUUCUCUCCGGGAAUUGCCUUGCUGGGAUUAGUAUUGGGUGGUGGAAGUGGAACCACAAUGCUCACCACAUUGCUUGCAAUAGCCUUGAUCAUGAUCCGGAUCUUCAGCACAUUCCUUUCUUUGUGGUAUCUUCCAAGUUCUUCAAUUCCAUUACUUCUUGCUUCUAUGAUAGGAAAUUGAACUUUGAUUGUGUUGCUAGGUUCUUGGUGAGCUAUCAGCACUUCACAUUUUACCCUGUAAUGUGCUUUGCUAGGCUCAAUUUGUUUGCACAAUCUUUCUUCUUCUUGUUUUCCAAUAGGAAGGUACCAAACAGGGUUCAAGAGAUUUUAGGGAUGCUUGUUUUCUGGAUUUGGUACCCUCUUUUGGUUUCAUUCUUACCAAAUUGGGGAGAAAGAAUAGUGUUUGUGAUUGCAAGUUUUGCUGUGACUGGGAUACAGCAUGUUCAGUUCUGUUUGAACCAUUUUUCUUCAAGUGUGUAUGUUGGGCCACCAAGAAGCAGUGAUUGGUUUGAGAAGCAGACAAUUGGGACACUCAAUGUGGAUUGCUCUCCUUGGAUGGACUGGUUCCAUGGUGGACUGCAGUUCCAGGUGGAGCACCACCUGUUUCCGCGGCUGCCGCGGUGCCAUCUGAGGAGCAUUUCACCUCUUGUGAAGGAGCUUUGCAAGAAGCAUGGAUUGCCUUACAACCAUGUCUCAUUUUGGAAAGCUAAUGUGCUAACACUUAACACACUCAAGGAUGCAGCAUUGCAGGCUAGAAACCUUUCCAAUCCCAUUCCCAAGAACUUGGUUUGGGAAGCCGUUAACACUCAUGGAUGAAUGGAAAAAUUCUUCUACACAUUGUUUUGUUAAGUUUCAGUUGUUAAUCAUUGGUAUUUUGUCUUUCCAAUUAUGUUUCCUUUAAUCCGUUUAGACAAUGGAAUGCUGAAUACUACUCAUCAUUCAUUGUCUAGUUUAGUUUGUUGGAUCCCAUUUACUAUGUGAUCCAUUAAUAAUUACAUUUUCCUCUAAAUCGAUUCUGGGUC